AUGCCCGUGGACCCUGACUUCGAUCGCGAAGACCGCGAAGACCGCGAGGAUGCCCCCUUCCUCGCCUCCUCCGUAUCCGCGCCCCUCGACAGCGCCCACGACCACAAUGGUCCUGCGAAGCCCAACUCGCUGCCAGCAGAGAGCAAUGUGUCUGCCAGCCAGAUCAGCUUCCGGCUGAAGCUCAUUCUCUUCGCCAUGGUGCUGUCUGUCGAGAUUGGCUUCGCCUUUCUCGAGGGCCCCAUGGUGCGCGUGAUGGAGUCCAUUGCCUGUGGCCAGUACUAUACCGAGACGGAUCCGACCAAGAUUGGCGCCAACGGGCAGGUGCCGGAGGAGAUGUGCAAGCUCGCCGAAAUUCAAGCGGAAUUAGCGGCGGUUAAGGGGUACCAUAUGUUCUUCGAUGGGUUAUUAAGCGCGUUGAUGGCCAUUCCCUACGGUCUGCUGGCAGACCGCCGCGGCCGCAAAUCGACCCUCGUCCUCGGUAUCCCCGGCUUCUUCUUGAACUCGAUUAUCACUGUCGCAGUCCUGUGGUUCUCGGAUAUAUUUCCAUUGAGGGCCAUUUGGCUGUCCUCGCUGGCAUGGUUGAUAGGUGGUGGACCCGUCGUGUCAUUUGCCAUCAUUUGGACGAUGAUGGCUGACGUCACCAGCGAGUCGGAAAGAGCUGGGCUAUUCUUCCAGUUUGCCAUUGUGUCCAUGGGGGCCGACUUUGUCACCAGCGCUCUUGCUUCAUGGCUCAUGACGAUGGACCCCUGGGCCCCGCUAUUGAUUGGAUAUACCAUUGUUCUCGGCGGCCUGAUGUUUAUUUUAGUACUGCCCGAGACAAAGCAUGCAAUUCCGUCCCAUGGUGCCGAGCCAUCCAAUGUGGAGCUCUCUGAGUUAUCGGAGGAGUCCGACCCAAAGUACCCCUCCCGCAAGCCCGAGGAAGCUGGGCUGUAUCAUGGCCAGAGCGAUCUGGACGUGGACCAUGAACACGAAGCUCAUUUAUCCUGGAGCUACCCGACCCCGCAACGCCCAUCCUUCUGGGCCAAAUGCCGUGCCAAUUACCGGUUCUACGUGAAACCCUAUCUCUUCAUCCUCAACCGGAAGCCGGUGCUUCUCCUUCUGACGGCCUUCUUGGUAUAUCGUCUUAGCCGGGGCUCAUCUUGGUUUUUGACGCAGUAUAUUUCAACGCGGUAUCAUUGGACGCUGGCACAGGCCAACUUGCUUGUGGCGUCUCGGCCUACGGUGUCUAUACCCGUGUUUCUGUGGGGCCUCCCCUGGCUGAAGAAGCAUGUUUUAAACCCUCGACGCACGCCUACCGAGAAAGAUCUCUGGCUAGCACGCGCGAGUGUCUUGUGCCUUACUCUAGGCACUCUGGGUAUCGGCCUAUCUCCAUCCCUGGCCACGCUCAUCCCGAGUAUGAUUCUUCAAACAUCAGGAUCGGGCUUCGUAUUCCUUACCCGCUCGAUCAUCACCACCCUAGUCGAGCGCGACGAAACUGCACGCCUGUAUACCGUCAUUGAAAUUAUCCAGUCCUUCGGCAACGUUGUGGCCAGUCUGUCAAUUACGACGGUCUUCCAGCUUGGACUGCGACUCGGGGGAUUUUGGAUUGGACUGGCCUGGAUGAUGACCAGUUCGUUGUUUUGCAUGGUGGCCGCCGCGAUCUGGUGGUUCCAGCUGCCACCCACACCACACGACCCAGAGUUUGUGGUGGGGGAGUUUGAGGAGGGGAUGGAUGCGUAA
Messenger RNA from Penicillium canariense, 1719 nucleotides. RefSeq names its product putative MFS transporter. The record is from RefSeq and is a predicted model, not a curated record. NCBI's taxonomy places the organism in Eukaryota, Fungi, Ascomycota, Eurotiomycetes, Eurotiales, Aspergillaceae. Gene Ontology annotation, cellular component: membrane. The transcript has 3 exons. Bases 1 to 1719 code for a protein of 572 amino acids. Gene Ontology annotation, biological process: transmembrane transport. Gene Ontology annotation, molecular function: transmembrane transporter activity.